Anthonomus grandis grandis is the source of this 7211-nucleotide messenger RNA. RefSeq names its product TGF-beta-activated kinase 1 and MAP3K7-binding protein 2 (gene Tab2). NCBI's taxonomy places the organism in Eukaryota, Metazoa, Arthropoda, Insecta, Coleoptera, Curculionidae. Bases 284 to 2137 code for a protein of 617 amino acids. The record is from RefSeq and is a predicted model, not a curated record. The transcript is spliced from 6 exons.
UUUCAGUAAAUUUAGUUUGACGACGACAACAGUACUCGAGCCACCAUGAAAUGAAUAUCGGGGAAAAUAUUUCGUUUCUGUAGGCGAAUAUUCGUGUGUAGUUUUUCCCUAUCUGUGAUUUUAUUAACGUGUUCGAGAUCAUUCCAACUUCGUAAUUUUAUACGUAUAUUAUUUGUGAAAUCGGUACGUCAAAAUUUAAAAAAAAAAAAGAGUGCUUUAUACAGUGGAGUUUUGUGGUUUUUUUUCUCGUUUCAAUUAUAAUGAUAGACCAUAAUGGCCGGAGAUGUUUGCCGGAAAAGCGAAUCAGAGAUCAUCAAACGUUCGAGUCAUGCAAAUCUUCCACGAAUUAAAAGCGCAAUUCCCCAUCAUUCCCGAUCACAUAAUUACCUCUUGCAUCGCUUCUUAUGUAAUCAGCGAAGAGUCUUCACUGUCCUCUAGGAAUCUUCACGACCUAGUGUUGGCCGCCGUAGCCAAAGACCAAAACUGUCCGAUGGGACGUCCAUCUUUACAGCUAGAAGCACCCCCCUCCAUCCCAAUAACCCCUGUAUCCGAAACGGCUGUGCUUACCGAGUCCAAGAACCAUCGGCUCGAACCACCUACACGAAUUGACGCGAUGAACGAAAGUGCCUUAGUGAACUCCACCAAUUUAAAAAGUGAUAACAACAACACCAGUAACUUACAACCGAAAAGACCGAACUCUUUAAAUUUACGUCCGGACGAGCGACGAUUGCAACUAUCGGAAAAGUGUCGUGACGUUUUCAAACUGUUAAACUCCCAAGUGACCUCAGAAAAACCGCCUAGAUCCCCUCUAAGUGCCAAACGGUUCGCCGCCAAACAAGUUCCCAAAAACGAAUCGCCUAAAAAGGAAACCGUCUCCACUCCAACCCAAACGACUGACACCCUAGUAAAUAACAUCACCAGUCCGGCCAGCCUAAAUCUAUCAUUAAACGUUAAUUGUCAAAUGGGACUGGUGCAGAGCCCUACCAAACCCCGAUGUACCGCCAGAGUUGACGUAACCCCAACCCAACCGUGGCUCAGUCCAGUUUCCUCCAGCAGUUCGGGGAAUUCCCCGCGAAGUUUCACCAGUGUUAACUUGACUUUGCGACCGCCCACCUCCACCCCGCAAGACCCUAUUGAUAUAACCUCACAAAAUUCUAGUCUGACUUACUCGACGAGCAGUUUCGAUAAGGAAAAGGGUCUACAGAGUAGACUUCAAAUCACAGUGGGACCGGGUAAUUCGGGUAGUGUCAGUUCGGUGCGGGCGAGACCGAGAAGUUUCCAUUUGGGGGAUAGUGGUGCAGUAGAAAGUGAGAUGGUGUCUGAAAAGAAGGCCAGUUCGAUGGGUGAUCUUGCAGUUGUGAAAUCGGAAGUUAGUACUCCUGUCCUCCUAAAACAACAAGCUCGGAUAGAGAAUAUGAGGAUAGAAUUGAGGACUGGCAAUACUAGGCUGGUGGUCCUGAGACAGGAGGUCGAAGAACUUGAGAGAAAGAGACUACAAAAGAUCGCAACACGAAAGACAGAAGAAGAAAUCGAGAAACAGUUGCGAAUGGAAAUCAAACACCUCAACUCCCAGUGUAAACUUCUAGAAGGCCCAGGGGAGUUUUAUAACAACAUAUACACCGGGCCGCCCCUUUGGCCCGAACACCGACCCCACCGGGUGGCACCAGCACCGCCCCCGGCCGCCUCCCACCAACUUCCGUCGAUGAUGCGUCGCUCGGGGAUUCCCGAACGUGGCGUGCCGUUCCGGAGACCGUGGAACUGUUCGAAAUGCACAUUCCUUAACCAUCCGGCUCUGGACAAAUGUGAACAGUGCGAAAUGCCGCAAAUCUUCCACGGUACGGGUGCGAAUACGAUUGACGGAGUGUUACCUAACCCGACUAAUAUCGACGUCUCCUUUGACAUUUUUAAGAAGUCCGCUAACGUGUUGAAGAAGAGCGUGAGUGCUGAUCCUCAAAGUAUGCGCGUUUUUAGGGACGGCGGAUCAGCGCUCAGUCCCUCUGAAAUGCUUAGGAGGCUUAAGCUUGAUAUUAACCAUAAUAAUAAUAAUGAAACUGAUAAAGGUCAAAUUCCUCUGGUUUCUAGUUCGUCGGCGCCGAAUGUUUUACAGUUUUCUGUUAAUGAUCAGAGUGGGGUUUAGAAGUGAGAGGGUUUAAUAAAAGUGAUCUCGGUAUUAUUAUUAGGCUGCGAGAAUAGGUUGGAAUUGACUUUAGCAGUUUAGCUUUUUUUUAGGCUACAAUAGCUUCACCUUAAGUAAGUUUAGGCUCAAUUUUUAAGUUACGGUCGUUUUGUCAGAUAAUCUUUGUAUUAAUUAAAAAGGAAAUAUGGCGCGUCCAAAAAACUAUUUUAUCACGAAAAAAAAAAUUAAAUGGCUUGCGAGGCACCAUACUAUUAGACGUCAAGAUGAUACAAAGGAGUUUGAACAUUGAACGAAUGUUCACAUCAAACUAAAAAGUAUUCUUGGAAUGUAAGGAAUGAUCUAUUUAUUGUACGAAGAAUAUUCCUAAAUACUAAAUGUCAAUUGCCUCCUGUUCUACCACUGGCAGGUUUCUAGGUUAAGAUUUGGUUUAGAAUCGGAGAUCGUUUUAAUGAGGACGUUUUUACUCAUCCUCAGAAAGUUCUCUAUAUUGUGAUGUAAACCUCAAGAAAAUGUUUCAAGUGUUUCCUAUAUGCGAUGCUACAAUAUACAUUUCAACAUUUCUUGGACUUUGUUGACAAAAUUGCGAGAAACUAUAAAAGUUUUUGAGGUAGAAGGAACGCGUUUAUGUAAAAUUGAUGCAGUAACUUUGACUGAAACUCUUGAAAAAAUAAUAAAUAUUUUUACGAAAAUUGUGAGGAUUUGCACCAAAAAAACUCUGAAGUUGUCAAAAUAAGAGUUUGUGAAUAAGUACGACCAAGUUUUUACCCUCAGGAAUCACUCUCUAUUUUAAUGUAAAAAUUUAAGAACAUAUUUAAAGUGAUUCCUAAAUUAUGCGGUAAAAUGUCGAUGUUAGAUAAAACGUAGCAACAUUUUGUAGCUCUUGGACCUUGUUGACAAAAUUGCCUGUAACUCUAAAAGUGUCUGAGGUACAAUGAACGUUCUUAUGUAAAAUUAAUGAGGAUAAUGUACUGUUUCUUUGAUUAAAACACAAACAACAAAACUUGUGAGGAUUUGCUAAGAAAAUCAUCCAAAAAAAAUUAUAUCGGAAAUUGUCAAAUAUGAAAUUACUUCUACGCCAUUGAUUUUUGACAUUCUAUUGACUGAGGUAGUACAGGAAUUAUAUUUUAGGCAGUUUCGUAGUUUAACUAUAAAAAAUUAUUAGACUCAACUGCCUAGAAGAAUUAAUUCAGUUAAUAAUGCUAUUUAAGGCAGUUUAGGCAUGGUUUUUUUUUGUUUUUAAUUUUCAAGCACUUCAAUUUAGUUAUAUGACUCAAUUGCCUAGAAUAAUAAUUAAUUAAAAAAAUAGAAGCCCUAAUAACUUCUACGCCAUUGAUUUGUGUGAAUUAUUUUACAAUUCCCGGCAGCACUAGUAACUUAUUUGACAAGACUCGAUCCGAUGUUGCCAGACUGUAAAUCUACCGAAUCAUCCAAAAAUGACGUCAUUCUAUUUUAGGCAAUUAAGCCUAUGAUAUUUUACUUUUCUUAUCGGGUACUUUAGUGCAGGUUUAUUAUUAUGCAGUUAUUUAUUUAAUUGAAAAAUUGAAGAACUUCUAUGUGUCAAUUAUUUUACGAUUCCAGGCAGUACAGGCAUGAUUUUUCUUUUUAAUUUUAGGCAGUACAAUAUUUUAAAUAUAAAAAUUAUUAGGCUUAAUUGUUUGGACUAAUUAAUUCUAAAAUAGAAGCCCUAAUAACUUCUACGCCAUUGAUUUGUGUGAAUUAUUUUACAAUUUCCGGCAGCACUAGUAACUUAUUUGAUAAGACUCGAUCCGAUGUUGCCAGACUGUAAAUCUGCGGAACCAUCCAAAAAUUACGUCAUUUUAUUUUAGGCAGUUAAGCCUAAGAUAUUUUACUUUGGUGCAGGUUUAUUAUUAUUCAACUGCCUAGAAUAUUUAAUUGAAAAAUGGAAGAACUUCUACGUGUCAAUUAUUUUACAAUUCCAGGCAGUACAGGCAUGAUUUUUCUUUUUAAUUUAAGGCAGUACAAUAUUUUAAAUAUAAAAAUGAUUAGGCUUAAUUGCCUGGAAUAAUUAAUUGAAAAAUAGAAGCCCUAAUAACUUCUACGCCAUUGAUUUGUGUCAAUUAUUUUACAAUUUCUGGCAGCACUAGUAACUUAUUUGACAAGACUCGAUCCGAUGUUGCCAGACUGUAAAUCUGCCGAAUCAUCCAAAAAUGACGUCAUUCUAUUUUAGGCAAUUAAGCCUAUGAUAUUUUACUUUUCUUAUCGGGUACUUUAGUGCAGGUUUAUUAUUAUGCAGUUAUUUAUUUAAUUGAAAAAUUGAAGAACUUCUAUGUGUCAAUUAUUUUACGAUUCCAGGCAGUACAGGCAUGAUUUUUCUUUUUAAUUUUAGGCAGUACAAUAUUUUAAAUAUAAAAAUUAUUAGGCUUAAUUGUUUGGACUAAUUAAUUCUAAAAUAGAAGCCCUAAUAACUUCUACGCCAUUGAUUUGUGUGAAUUAUUUUACAAUUUCCGGCAGCACUAGUAACUUAUUUGACAAGACUCGAUCCGAUGUUGCCAGACUGUAAAUCUGCCGAAUCAUCCAAAAAUUACGUCAUUGUAUUUUAGGCAGUUAAGCCUAAGAUGUUUUACUUUAGUGCAGGUUUAUAUACUGCCUAGAAUAUUUAAUUGAAAAAUGGAAGAACUUCUACGUGUCAAUUAUUUUACAAUUCCAGGCAGUACAGGCAUGAUUUUUCUUUUUAAUUUUAGGCAGUACGAUAUUUUAAAUAUAAAAAUUAUUAGCCUUAAUUGCCUGGAAUAAUUAAUUGAAAAAUAGAAGCCCUAAUAACUUCUACGCCAUUGAUUUGUGUGAAUUAUUUUACAAUUUCCGGCAGCACUAGUAACUUAUUUCACAAGACUCGAUCUGAUGUUGCCAGACUGUAAAUUCUAUGACAUUCGAAAAUCAUAUAGUUUAGGUGAUCAUUUGAAAAAAAUGGAAGGGUUGGGUGUAAAAAAUAGGCCGUCACAAUACAUUCAGGAGAAGAGAGGGCUUUUUUGAUUCAAAUAAAUGUGACUGAGUUUAUAGUGGAUGAUCCUUAAGCCUAACAGAGGCAUAACUAAAGUUUUUAUAUUUUUUUCCUUAUCGUUCCCCUGGAAAUGAACAAUAACCUGAUUAACUGCCUGGAAUUAGUAAAAUAUUUCAAUCUCUUUCAGGCAAUCAGGAAAGCCUGAUAAAAAUUAAUUCCUAUGCUUGUGAAAAAAAGAAUUGUUUUUUGGGAUAUUUAACUGCCUGGAAACCUAUAUAAUUUCCAUCUCUUCCACGCAAUUAAAAUAGAAAAAGACCUAAAGAUCAGAAAAGGUUUGAAAAAAUUGGUUUUGUGAGAAAUUUUUGAGAGGAUCAGAAAAGUGAGUCCAUAAAAACCCUCUUAUAUAGUAAUAAAAAAUGGAUUUUAAAAUGCCUGGAAGCAGUAUAUAUCUCUUUGUAUCUGAGUUAAUUGAAAACAUAAAAGAGAACUAUCCCUAAUCAACUAAAAUCAUUUUAUUAAAGGGAAAGCUUGAGAGCAAAAAGCUAAAUAAAACUUUUCAUUACAUAUUUUUUUAUAAUAAUAUUUAAAUUAGAAUUAUUUUCUAAUUUCAGGAAGUACAGGCAUAAUUUUCUAAUAUUUUAGGGAGCUGUCGAUUUCAUUUCUGAAUUUUAGGCAGUUCCAUAUUUCAAUUAUUAAAUGUUAUUAGGCUCAACUGCCUGGAAUAAUUAAUUGAAUCAAUAACGACAUUUUAAUUAACCCUUUACUGCAUGAAUUUUUUGUUUUCUUCGAAAAAAUUCCCAGGGAUGGAGGAAUACGCUUUAUUUAUGUAAAAAAUACCAAAAAAAUGGAAAGUGACAUAUAUGGAACAUUAUGCAACAACAUUAUCAUUUAUUCAGUGUGGAACCUCAAAAAACAAUUUCGGUCUUUAUUAAAACACAAGAAAACUUUACAUUUCGUACAAGACACAAAAGAUUUAUAUUCACACAAUGGAAACUUGCAUCCUGAUCUUUGUUGUUCACUCCAUUCUGGUAAAUGGUCAAUACCAUCAAGACGCACCUCUUGUUGAGGAAUUUCUUUGGUAGGUCCACGCUUCUUUUUUAUAGCAUAUAAUGUCUGAACCUCUGCUGAAGGUCUUCCUAAUAUUCUUUUAUAUUCUUUAUUAGCAUUGCAUAAAGAAUCAGCGAUGGCCAGCUUGAAGUCCUUAAGGGGUAGGUCAAAUUCUUUAUUGCUGCGUCUCCACAAGCAUUUACGCAACACAAAUCCAACAUGUGAAAAAAUAUGUGUAAAUACCAUUUCUUUGAUCGAAUUUUAAUCCUAUAAAAUCCCAAUAUGGCAUCCAGAAGGUCGAGGCCUCCCAUAUAAUUAUUGUAAACAAAAACACUUCUAGGGCAUUCAAUCAUUUUAUGAGUGUUUUCUUUUUUGAAAAAUCUUUUUUUCUCACCACGAGGUUCAGAACCAACAUAGGUAGAGAGGGUGGUCACGACUUUAUUAUCAUACCAUGACACUGUUGCAAUAUCCACAUUAUCUAUGCGAGAUAUUUUUUCUUUUAUUGUGCCGCGACCAGUUUUCUUCAUAUCUUUUUCAGAUGGUAAUGUACAUGGUAUACGAUUGGCUCUCACUGUCCCUAAAGGCAAUAGCCCUUCUUUAUGUAAGGAAAUCAUCAAAGGUAUGCUAGUAAACCAAUUGUCAAAAAAUAGUUUAUAGUUGUUAUUCCUUGGAACACUCUCGGAUAAUCUUAUUACAACAUUACUACUCAUUCCUAAAUUGGGGCGCCCGUUAGGAACUAGGUUGCUUUGGGAUCCUGCAAAAAGGUCGAAAUCGUAGCUGAACCCGAAUGAAAUUCCGCUUCUUAUAACCCCACUUGUGAGGUUUCUUAGGGUUAUAUUGCUUUAGUUGACUUCUAGCUUUGGUAGGAAUGAUUUGCUCGUCUAUAGCAAGGUGUUCCUCACGUGGUACCAAUAGUAGUCUUUCUCUUAUUUGGGUAAAAAAAGGUCUAAUUUUGAAUAACUUAUCGUGACCUGGUUGACCUCUUUGGAUCAUUUGACUAUUGUCAUUGAAAUGAAUAAAGCGUUUUAUCGUCUCGAAUCUAUUGCAGCAAAUAACCUCAGAAACAGC